Messenger RNA from Condylura cristata (star-nosed mole), 578 nucleotides. It is a transcript of the gene PINLYP, whose product is annotated as phospholipase A2 inhibitor and LY6/PLAUR domain containing. The coding region runs from base 18 to 500 and encodes 160 amino acids. The record is from RefSeq and is a predicted model, not a curated record. The transcript has 4 exons. NCBI's taxonomy places the organism in Eukaryota, Metazoa, Chordata, Mammalia, Eulipotyphla, Talpidae.
UGGGGAGAAGGGGAGCCAUGGAAGAGACACCAGACUGUGAUGAGGGAGAGGGACACCAGUCGAUAAACACCUACAAGGGCUGCAUGAAGUUCAGCGACUGCUACUCAGGCUUUGUCUCCACCACCAUGGGCUCCAAGGACUACAUGGUAUCUAAUACACGCUGCUGCCAGAGCGAUGGCUGCAACCGUGGCUCCGUGCCCCCUCCCCAGAAUAAUCGGACUGAGAAUGGCCUUCAGUGCCCAGCCUGCAUCCAGCCCUUCCAGGAGACCUGCCCCGGGACCCAGCCUGCCCGCUGUGUGGGCCAGGAAACCCACUGCGUCUAUUUUGCUGGCAACGUGCAGGCUGGUAUCAUCAGGACCAAAUUUGCUACUCGGGGCUGUGCCACAGAGAGUGCCUGCUACUCCAGACCUGGUGCCCAGGUGCCCUCAGCCUCUUACCUCUACUUCCUCCGCCGGGCUGAUUGCCUUCCAGCCUCCCAGUCCCCUGGCAGGGCUGAGUGAGAAGCUGAGGAAUGCAUGACUUGAGGUCUCCAUUUACCCUCAGCCUGCAGCUGCCCAUGUGCACAUAAAUUAAAGAGG